CACUCCGUCACGUGAAUGAUGGGAGUCAAACGUCCAUGUCCGGUUUGGGUGACUCGCGGUUGGUCUCACUCCGCCACACGGAUUCCUGUCAAGCGUCCUCGAAAUGGAGCUGAUAUUGUGCACUCGUGAGCAUGCAGAACAUCGAUGCGCAGCGUCUAUGCUCUCUUUGACUACGGCAACUUCGUAGAGGACACGAGCCAAGAUCUCGGCGACCCUUUCAUCCAGCUCCUCUCCACCACGAACGCGACCGCCGCGCGCGAAGCCUUCGUACAGGUUCGUCUCGGCGGCGUCGACACGACCGGCGACGCAUCGCAGGCGCUCCUCCCCGCCUCGCAAGAACAGCAGUCGCCCGAGUCCGAGGAAGAAAAGAAACAAGAAUACGAAGAGAAGGUCCUGAGCCGCUGGCCCGAGAUCUUCGUGGGCUGCCUCGCGUUCGUGCUGAUCGUGGUAGGCAUCAUUGUCUGGCGCUGCUGCAUUGUGCGCCGCCGCAAGAACGGCGCCGCGCAGAAGGGCCUGCUGCCGACGAACAACAAGGGCGCGCCGUCCUCGUACAGUCAGCUCGCGGGCGCGUCGACGGCGACGCUCGUGGGCAUGCAGAACAUGGAGGGCAAGCACGUGUAGGAUGCCGGAGUGGACCCAAGCUGAGGAGCAAUUGCGGACAGUUGAGAUUUGAUGUUUGUGUUAGUACGCGUUUCCACCGCGUUGCCGUGGUUGGAUUUGAAUCAAUUUGUCGAGCUGCUUUCGUUGCUUCACUCAUGGCCGGCCUGU
This is a messenger RNA of Rhodofomes roseus, 768 nucleotides long. RefSeq lists its product as uncharacterized. The record is from RefSeq and is a predicted model, not a curated record. Lineage: Eukaryota; Fungi; Basidiomycota; Agaricomycetes; Polyporales; Fomitopsidaceae. The coding region runs from base 145 to 621 and encodes 158 amino acids. The transcript is spliced from 3 exons.